UGCGGGAGCGCGUGCUGGAGCUGGCGCGCGGCGGCGGCGACCCCUACAGCGACCUCAGCAAGGGCGUGCUGCGCUGCCGGACCGUGGAGGACGUGCUCACGCCGCUCGAAGACUGCUUCAUGCUGGACGCCAGCGCCGUGCUGGACUUCGGCGUCCUGGCCAGCAUCAUGCAGAGCGGCCACACGCGCAUCCCCGUGUACGAGGAGGAGCGCUCCAACAUCGUGGACAUGCUCUACCUCAAGGACUUGGCCUUCGUGGACCCCGAAGACUGCACCCCUCUCAGCACCAUCACCCGCUUCUACAACCACCCGCUCCACUUUGUCUUCAACGACACCAAGCUGGACGCCGUCCUGGAGGAGUUCAAGCGAGGGAAGUCCCACCUGGCCAUCGUGCAGAGGGUGAACAACGAGGGUGAGGGUGACCCCUUCUACGAGGUCCUGGGUCUGGUCACCCUGGAGGAUGUCAUCGAAGAGAUCGUCAAGUCCGAGAUCCUGGACGAGUCUGAAGACUACCGAGAUGCCACGGUGAGGAAGAGGCCUGCUUCUCUGAGUGCCCCUGUCAAGCGGAAGGAGGAAUUCUCCUUGUUCAAGGUGUCUGACGAUGAAUAUAAAGUAAAAAUCUCGCCUCAGCUGCUCUUGGCAACCCAGCGCUUCCUUUCCCGAGAGGUGGAUGUGUUCAGUCCACAGCGCAUCUCUGAGAAGGUCCUCCUGCACCUGCUGAAGCAUCCCAGCGUCAACCAGGAAGUGAGGUUUGACGGGAGCAACCGCCUGGCUGCGCACCAUUUCCUGUACCAGCGCAGCCGGCCGGUGGACUACUUCGUUCUCAUCCUGCAGGGCAGGGUUGAGGUGGAGAUUGGGAAAGAAGGCCUGAAGUUCGAGAAUGGGGCCUUCACCUACUAUGGAGUGUCUGCCCUGACGGUGCCGUCCUCGGUUCACCAGUCCCCAGUGUCCUCACGCCAGCCCAUCAUCCGUCAUGACCUGCAGCCCGAGCCAGCUGACAGCACCCGUUCCUCUUCGUAUUGUCCUGACUACACCGUGAGGGCCCUCUCCGAUCUGCAGCUCAUUAAGGUUACACGGCUGCAGUACCUCAAUGCCCUGCUGGCUACCCGAGCCCAGAACCUGCCACAGUCCCCUGAGAACACCAGCCUCCAGGUCAUAGGCAGCCAGACCAGGCUCCUCAGCGAGAAGACCACUGCGGCAGCAGGGUCCAACCACAGCAGGCCCAGCGUCCCAGUGGAGGAGAGCCCUGGGCGGAACCCAGGAGUUUAGCUGCUUGCCAGGCAGCCCCAGAUCUGGGGAAUGGACGAGCAUGUGGGGAGCUGGAGUGAGCUGAGCAGUAGCUUCAUGCCAGCCUGUCCCUGCCCCUCCAGGCCACGUUUUAGAUGGCCCUCGUAGAUGUGGGUCCUGGGCUUCCUCAGAACCAGACCUCAGUGCCAGGAGCGUCAGCAGGCCCUGUCCUCCUUUAGGAGAUGGGGGCACAGCCCUCCAGGCCUGUUUCUGGAAGGAUUGAAAGGACUAUCAUCUCUGGCCUCUGAGGCCCAGCCUUCUCCCUUCUCCACUAUGGCCGU
This is a messenger RNA of Galeopterus variegatus (Sunda flying lemur), 1567 nucleotides long. RefSeq names its product cyclin M3 (gene CNNM3). Gene Ontology annotation, biological process: transport; magnesium ion homeostasis. NCBI's taxonomy places the organism in Eukaryota, Metazoa, Chordata, Mammalia, Dermoptera, Cynocephalidae. The coding region runs from base 120 to 1268 and encodes 382 amino acids. Gene Ontology annotation, molecular function: transmembrane transporter activity. Gene Ontology annotation, cellular component: plasma membrane. The record is from RefSeq and is a predicted model, not a curated record. The transcript is spliced from 8 exons.